Saccostrea cuccullata (small rock oyster) is the source of this 4202-nucleotide messenger RNA. RefSeq names its product phosphatase and actin regulator 4-like. Gene Ontology annotation, biological process: actin cytoskeleton organization. The coding region runs from base 158 to 1807 and encodes 549 amino acids. The record is from RefSeq and is a predicted model, not a curated record. The transcript is spliced from 13 exons. Gene Ontology annotation, molecular function: actin binding. NCBI's taxonomy places the organism in Eukaryota, Metazoa, Mollusca, Bivalvia, Ostreida, Ostreidae.
UCACUGGGCUGUGAAACGUAUGACAAGAAUAUAGUUAUAACAGAUUCCUCUUGGAUUUCCCCGCUCUCACUCACCUGGAACAUUUGUCUUUCUGAACCUCCGAACAUCUGAAUUUUCUACCGGGAUUUUACAUUGUUUCUGGAGUUAACUUUUGUAAAUGAUGAGGCUACGACGAAAGAAGAAAGACAAGAAAAAGAAUGGCGAAAUGAAAUCAGCCACACUGAGUGCUACAACGCAACACACGCCUCCUCCCGAGAGGAAAAGCAAGUUCUCCUCCAUAGGGAAAAUAUUCAAACCCUGGAAAUGGAAACGGAAGAAAAAGAGCGAAAAGAUAGAGAGAACAGCAAAAGAAAUAGAAAGAAAAAUUUCAAUUAGGUCAACACGAGAAGAAUUAAUACGCAAAGGUGUGUUAAAAGAUGUUGAUGCAGUUUCAACAUCAAAGCCGACGUCAGGCGAAUCUAAGUCUGCUGAUAAUGCCCAGAGUCUACAAGUGGAGGUCACACCUGAAUCUAACCACGUCAAUGCAGAGGCUGUGACAGAAGUUACUUCCUCAGAUGUGUCAACUUCCGAGUGUAAUGGCACUGCCACUGUAGACAGUGUAUCCGUGGAAACAACACCUGUUACCAUAACAACCCAAGCAGAGAUUACUUCCUGUUCAGCAAACACUACUGCACCAGUGUUGACCACAGCUCAGGUUAGACCUAUGGUAUUCCCACACCUACAGGGCACCACCACCCCUGAUUCUGGUGUGUCCAGCACAGAGUCACUGCCACCCACACAGGAAGAGAAAUCUAUGGAUCCACCUCCCCAUCCUGCUCCAGAGCAGAAAGAGAAGUCCGAGGAGAAGGGUGAAGAAGCAGUGGAAUUCAGUGAUCCAACUGGAACAUUCCAGAUAGCUCCGGCAUCUGACUGGGACAAUUCUAAACUUCCUAAAAAGAGUGCAUUAAAGGGGGCAGGACAGGCAGAGUCCCCCCCUGUCACUGAUUCCUCGUCCGUUCAUUUCUCACAUGUAGAUAUCAUAGAAUCCCCAGCCCCUGUAGAGGUAGUGCCCAUCACGGAACCAAAGUCCUCACCCAAAGCCACCCCUGUAGCAGCACCCCGGCCAAAACUCCGCGGAGGACUCUCAAAAUUCACGGCCAGUGAAAACAAAGAAAACCAAUCAGACCCAGCCGUGGCCAAACCGUCUUUCACAAACAGUCAAACGGACAAGUCCGACUAUAAUCCUGCGGACGAUUCUUCUUCUGAUGACGAGGAGAUCCGUUACCGUGACGACGAGGAUGAAGAGGAGGAUGAACCCGUCUCGGCACUGGCAGCCAAGGUGGCACGGCAGGAUAGCUUGGCGCGGUUCCUCAGCAACAGACCAACAAGAACGGAACUGGUGGAAAAAAAUAUCAUUCAGGAAAAAUCAAUAUUACAGAAAACUGAGGACAGGAAUGCCAUCGGCAGUAAGCUAAUCAGACGAUUGAGUUUAAGGCCCACUCAGGAGGAACUAGAACAAAGGAAUAUUCUACACACCCAAAGUAUUGACCAAGCUGAAAAAGAUAAAGAAGAGAAGAAAAGAUACCUCAUACGAAAGCUAAGCUUUAGACCCAGUAUAGAAGAACUAAAGGAAAGAAAGAUCAUCAAAUUCAAUGAUUACGUAGAAUGGACAGAUGCCCAUGAGUAUGACAGACGGGCAGACAAACCAUGGACCAGACUGACACCAAAAGAUAAGGCUGCUAUUAGGAAAGAAUUAAAUGAAUUUAAGAGUAAAGAAAUGGAUGUACAUGAAGAGAGCAAGCACCUCACAAGAUUCCAUCGACCUUGACAUUGACUGAGCUGUCCGUUCCUGGUGACCAGGAAGGAGUAUAACACACAGACUUUGAGCAGCUGGUCCUGUGUAAUCGUUUGCUCACUGCACAACCUGAUCAGGGAGUCCAUUAGCAGCUUCUGUUUCUUCUGAUUCCUCUGUGAUCAAUCGUCUUUCACUGCUUCCCCUACUUACUGUUAAGUGUCCCAAGAUGACAAGAUUUCAUUCUCUGUUUAAGCUUUAUUUUUUAUUUAUAUAUAAAUUGUUAUAUUUAGGGGGGGGGAAGGGAGAGAGUCACUGCAUAUAAUAAUGAAAAUUUAUUGUUCUACUUACUAUGGAUUAUCUGUUUAAUGAGGAAUUUGGGUAAAAUUUUCUAAAAUCACAGAGACUCCCAAGGAAAAAGACUUAUUUUUGUGUGCAAUAUGAAGGUAUGCCAUAAAUGUUGUGACUGAAUAGAGAGCAUGCUUGUCUGUAAAAAGAAAAAAAAGAUCAUAUUAAUGGUCUUCAUCAUAAGAAUCAUCCAUAUGCUGUUACUGUUACUUAACAAAUUAUUCCUACACUUCUAUGUGUUCUGAGCAUAUUGAACAAGAUUGUGAAGAUGGAUUCAUCAGUUUUCUUGGUUUCAGUGUCAUACAAUUUGGAACAAAAAUGCACCAACAUUCUUUUUUUCAAGUAUUUUGUGUAGUCUUGUUACAGAAAAAUAUAUUAUUGUACCUGUAAAUCCCAGUGCAUGUAUUGUAAAUCUACCGUAUAAGUAGAAUUUUUAGUGAGAGGCAUAUUUCGCUAUUGUUCUUAAAAAUCGGUAUUAAAUUUAGUGAGAAAUAAUUUUUACAUGUAAUAGUGAUUUUGUGAUGUCUUGAAUAAUAACAGUAAACUCAAAUGUAGGAAUGAAUUGUUAGCGAUAUUUAAUUUGAGUGAUCUCAACACCAUUGCUAAAAUUGCCAAAAUCAAAUCCUUGUUAAAAUUUCUGCUUUAUAUGGUAUGAGAAUGAUGAGUGCCCAUGCUUUUUAGGUACAUUUAACCUGAAGUGCUCAUAACAAUGAUUCAAAUCUAUUUCUCUCAGCUUCUGUAUAUUUCAGCAGCUGUGUCUUUUACAUGUUUCUGAUGCAAACCAUUUUCCAAUGUAUAUAUUUUGAAUUAUCUGAAUGUGAAGCAAUCUGAUUUAUUCAAGGUCUAGAACCAAGGAUUUCUGAAUUUUUUACUAAGUAACCUGUGUACUUCUUGCGGCAAUAUGCUUAUGUUCGUAGAACAGACUAAUUUUAUUUAUCCAUAGAAAUAAUUUACAAAAUUUCAUGUAAUUUUUUCCAAAGUUGACUUUUGUUAGAUUUUCUUCAAAUGGUGCACAUUUUAGAUGUAAAACUAGAAGACAUUUGUUUUAUCUUUCACCCAGUGUGUGUGUUUGUGGUCAGUUUUGUCAUGAAGACUUUAGUCAAGAUCUGUAACAUAUAGGUAUUUGCUAUGUAGAAGCAACAGUGAUAAUUCACAGCUUUUCAUUAGUGAUUUUUAUUUUGCUUUAUGAUUCACACAGCAUUGUAUGUUCAACUCUACAUGUAAAGCCAAAAGAAACUGUUAAUAAUCUCUAGGUUUAAUAAUGGGGUGUUGAAGGUUAAUAACUGAAUAAUUAAUAACCAUUUUAAUGCCAGAUUUUUGUAGUUGUCUGCCAGUUUGGUUGGAUCUGUUUCAAUACUUUUUUUUUAUAUAAUUGAAUGUUGUUUUGCAAAAUGAGAUGCAUUUAUGAUCCUAAUUUUUCACCAGUGAUGUAAUGCCUCUGCUGUUGUACAUAUGUGUGCUUAUGAUCAUUAAUUUAUGAACAGUGAUAGUGCUAUGCUUUCCCUGAACAGCCCCGACUUUAAUGUCCAAGCCCAAGCUUUCUUGUUUACACAGAUAAUCUAAAUGGUCCAGCAUGUAAAUAUUCUGGUAAAUGGGGGGUUACACUAAUACCCAAAGGGGAGAUCAUCUUUACAUUUUUUUUUCAAAAAGGGGAGAUCACCCUGAUAUUUUGGUAAACAGGGGAUAUCACCUCGAUACCCAACAGGGGAGGUCAUCCUGAUACCAGGGUGCAUCAUAUCAGCAAACCUGGCAUCAGUUCAUAUUCAUUCCAUCAUUACAUUUUGUCCGAAGGAAUAAUGAAUUCACUUCAGAACAUUUCUGUGAUAUGUAAAUCAUUUGCUGUCAUCGUUUAGAAACAAUGGUGUACUAAAAGGUCAUUUUUAAUUAUUGAUUGUCAUUAUAUGUACAUGUAUAAGAGAUAAGAAUACAAAGUUCUGUAUAUCUACAUGUACAGCCUUAAUUUGUGUAUACUUUGUACUACUGUCACAUCCUGUCAAUUGGCUAUAGAUGUAACAGUACAUAGGGUUUAUAAUUGUACCCAGCAUUUUAUACUGUCAAUACAGUAAACUAUAAAAAAAAAUGA